CUUGAAAAAAUCCUAUGAAGUUGCUGUAAACAAGAGAAUACAUAGGAGACACCCUUACACAAGAAGAGAUCAUUCUACACAAGAUUCAAAGGUUAAUUAAGACAUGGCAUCGGCUUUUAGAUCAUCUACGGCGUUGGUUCUUGUAUUUGGUGUAGUGGUCUUGUGUUCCGUUACUCCUGUCCAAGGUUGGAGUAAAGAAGGUCAUAUACUUACAUGCCGGAUUGCUCAAAAUCUUUUAGAAGCAGGACCGGCACAUGCCGUCAAGAAUUUAUUACCGGAUUACGUGAAAGGAGAUUUAUCGAUAUUGUGUGUGUGGCCUGACCAGAUCCGAUAUUGGUAUAAGUACCGUUGGACCAGUCCUCUCCAUUACAUCGACACUCCCGACCAAGCCUGCUCUUACGAAUACGACAGGGAUUGCCAUGAUCAACAUGGGUUAAAAGAUAUGUGUGUGGACGGAGCAAUACAGAAUUUUACGUCUCAGCUUCAGCAAUACAGUGAAGGAAUAUCUGAUCGUCGACAUAACAUGACCGAAGCCCUUUUGUUCUUGUCUCAUUUUGUGGGAGAUAUUCAUCAGCCGAUGCAUGUCGGAUUCACAAGCGAUGAAGGAGGAAACACGAUAAAAUUACGCUGGUACAGACACAAAUCAAAUUUACAUCAUGUAUGGGACAGGGAGAUCAUUCUCACAGCCCUAAAAGAAUACUACGACAAGGACUUGGAUCUUCUCCAAGAAGAUCUUGAGAAGAACGUUACCAAUGGGUUAUGGAAAGACGAUAUAUCUUCGUGGACAGAAUGCAACGAUCUCCUCGCUUGUCCACACAAGUAUGCUUCGGAGAGUAUUGAGUUAGCUUGUAAAUAUGGAUAUGCAGGCGUGAAGUCAGGUGUAACAUUAUCAGAGGAGUAUUUCGAUACAAGGAUGCCAAUAGUGAUGAAGAGAAUUGUUCAGGGAGGACUAAGACUAGCCAUGAUACUAAACCGAAUUUUUAGUGAUGACCAUGCUGAUGUCGCUGCCAUUUGAACCGAAACCGGACCAGGAUCACCAAAACAUUUGAUUGGGAAACUAUUUGGUCAAUUACAAAAUUCCAUAAGACUGAUCAGACACUCUUUUCUUAGUUCUAUUUCCAUUUGACACCUAAUGCCUGCGGGGCUAGUUAUUUGUAUAUGUGUUUAGGAUUAAAUCAUAUGCUAGUUUCAUCGUGUGGUUGUUUUAUAUACUAUAAUCAGAUAUUUAGUUGAAAUGUUUAAAGUUUUUCUUGAGA
Messenger RNA from Raphanus sativus (radish), 1256 nucleotides. Its product is annotated as endonuclease 1. Gene Ontology annotation, molecular function: nucleic acid binding; endonuclease activity. The transcript has 9 exons. The coding region runs from base 104 to 1015 and encodes 303 amino acids. Gene Ontology annotation, biological process: DNA catabolic process. The record is from RefSeq and is a predicted model, not a curated record. Lineage: Eukaryota; Viridiplantae; Streptophyta; Magnoliopsida; Brassicales; Brassicaceae.